Molecule: messenger RNA, 465 nt
Organism: Penicillium argentinense
Lineage: Eukaryota; Fungi; Ascomycota; Eurotiomycetes; Eurotiales; Aspergillaceae
Product: putative ubiquitin conjugating enzyme (UbcB)
Exons: 3
Coding region: 1-465 (154 amino acids)
Source: RefSeq, a predicted model, not a curated record
AUGGGUAGCCAGAAGCGCAUUGCCAAGGAGCUGAGCGAGCUCACAGCGUCGCCCCCCGACGGCAUCACCGUCACCUUGCUCGACGAGGCCAACCUCUAUGAAUGGAAGGUGCUCAUGGAGGGCCCCGAAGGCUCGCCUUACCAGGGUGGAAUCUUCCAAAUUAGACUCGUCCUGCCAACCGAAUACCCCUUCAAGCCGCCCACAGUCUCCUUCGCAACCAAGAUCUACCACCCCAACGUCACAAACGAUGAUAAAGGCAGCAUGUGUCUCGGCAUGUUGAGACCCGACGAGUGGAAGCCUAGCUCCAAGAUCGGCGCCGUGCUGGAAUUUGCCCGCCAGCUGUUGGCAGAGCCCAUGCCGGACGAUGCCAUCGAGGGUCGAAUUGCCGAGCAGUACAAGAACGACAACAAGCGUUAUGACGAGAUUGCCCGGGAAUGGACUCGCAAGCACGCGAACAAGACUUAG